Molecule: messenger RNA, 2376 nt
Organism: Manihot esculenta (cassava)
Lineage: Eukaryota; Viridiplantae; Streptophyta; Magnoliopsida; Malpighiales; Euphorbiaceae
Exons: 8
Coding region: 158-1945 (595 amino acids)
Source: RefSeq, a predicted model, not a curated record
UGGUCAUUUACAUCACCCCGCCAUAUAACGCGCCUUGCAAUCGAAGCUGAUUAAACCAAAAGCGAAAAUGACGAAAUCUCACUCUCACUCUCACUCUCACUCUCACUCUCACUCUCUGCUUUCUGAGACUGGCAACUAAAGCAGUGAGUAACUGAAAAUGCCGGAGAUUGGUUUUCAGGAUCAGAGCUCGUCGAGAUCGGGUUUUAGAGCUCGCGAUGCUAGUCCUGAUUCUGUGAUUUUCACUCUCGAGUCCAACUUUAGUCUCUUCUCUUCUGCUUCUGCCAGCGUUGAUCGAUGCUCUUUUGCUUCCGAUGCUCAUGACCGUGACUCUCUCGCUUCUGAAAUUUCUCUGCAUUUGGCAGGACAUGAAGCUCCAUCUUGUGGCGGCGGCGUCGGUGGUAGUGACCUCCACGAUACUUCAAGUGGUCCAGAUCGAGAUGCUGAUCCAAACAAACUCAUCACUGUAUACAGCAAUACCAAGCACGCUCUCUCUCACUCUCGUAUCUUCAGAAAAGGUGAAAAGGAGAAAUGUACGGUUCAAAAAGAAGACAACAAAGGUACUAUUGAAGUAGAAGACGAUAGCCAUCUCUUAGAUUCGGCGAGAAGCUCCUUCUCUCUUGCUCUUAAAGAGUGUCAGGAACGGAGAUCCAGAUCUGAAGCGAUUUCGAAGAAGCCAGACAGGAGAAGACCUGCUUCGCUGGAUCUGAACAAUGUUAUUGCUGCGUCAUCGCCGCGAUUGGGUGCCAUGAAAACGAGCUCGAUUUCCCGCAGGUCCGGUAUGUUUCCUAGUCCUGGCACUCCAAAUUAUCGCCAGGCUAGUCUUGGAAUGCAGAAGGGUUGGAGCUCGGAGCGAGUGCCAUUGCAUACUAAUGGUAAUAGGCGUCAAGUAAAUGCUGCAUUAUUGCCUUUGAAUAAUGGGAGGACGUUGCCGUCGAAGUGGGAGGAUGCUGAGAGAUGGAUAUUAAGUCCUGUUUCUGGAGAUGGUGCAGCGAAAACGUCAGUUCAACCUCCUCAGCGGAGGCCAAAGUCGAAGAGUGGACCGCUUGGGCCUCCAGGGAUUGCGUAUUAUUCGUUGUAUUCUCCUGCCAUGCCAGUAUUUGAAGGGGGGAAUGCCGGAAAUUUUAUUGCAGGUUCUCCGUUUUCAGCUGGCGUUACUGCAGCGGAUGGAUCGUCUAUUCCGUCUAAUGGUCAUGGUAUGAACUUUCCUAUGCGGACAGAACCUUGCAUGGCCCGUUCAGUUAGUGUGCACGGGUGCUCUGAGGGUUUGGCCCAGUCUUCAUUGCCGACCCAAGAUGAGAAGCUUGAUGGUAUGAAGAAUGCAGCAACUGAUAUAACUUCUGCUGUUUCAAGAAGGGACAUCGCAACCCAAAUGAGUCCAGAGGGUAGCAACCAUUCAUCUCCAAGCAGGAGGGCUUCAUUCUCUGUUUCCAGUCCAUCUGCCCUAACUAUUCUGGAACUGCAGGGUAUGCAUUCCACCAAAUCAGAAGUCAGGGAUGUGCAGGUGGAUGAAAAGGUGACAGUCACGAAGGGGUCUAAGAAACAUAGGGCUCGCACCCAGGGUAAGAGAUCAGAAAUUGUGGAUGACUGGAGGAAGAAAAGUGCUGAUGCUCGAUCUUCAGGUUGGGAUGUUUCAGAAGCUGCAAAGAGCAUUUCAAAGGCAAAAAGAGAGGAAGCCAAAAUCAGUGCGUGGGAGAAUCUGCAGAAGGCAAAAGCUGAGGCAGCAAUAAGGAAACUUGAGAUGAAGCUUGAGAAAAAGAGAUCAUCAUCCAUGGAUAAAAUUAUGAACAAGCUUAGAUCAGCUCAGAAGAAAGCCCAAGAAAUGAGAACCUUGGUAUUAUCCAACCAGGCACACCACGUUCCCAGGACUUCUCACAAGGCUAUGUCAUUCCGCAGAACCCGUCAAAUGGGGUCCUUGAGCGGUUGCUUCACAUGCCACGCUUUCUAGUGUCUCAACUUGCCAAUAUUGUUGUCUUUUAAUCAGCUUAACAUGCCGUGAAGGUUUUUUAGAUUCUUGAUCAGGUUGAAGUGGAAUUACACCUGCAGCAGAAGGCAGUGUACAGAAGCAGACAACUAAUGUACAGACACUAUUUUGGUGUCAAUGCAGUUUUACAGGCGAGAGAAGCUGAAGUAUUUCCAUUAAAAUUUAAGUGGCAACAUGCUUGGUUGCAGCGUUCCUGGCCCAACUUAUCCAGAAAUUGGGCUGAUAAAUCUUGUGUGGUGUGUAUGUAUGUAUGUCAGCAAUUAUAUUUCCUCAUAUACUGCAUUUUGCUUGGCUUCCUUCCAAGUUUAAAAUAAAUUCUGUAAGGAGGUCAAUUACACUGAGCAUUCUAUUGGUUUAUUGGUCAAUAGAACCUCCAAAUCCUGGAAUUGCUAUUC